Centropristis striata (black sea bass) is the source of this 3042-nucleotide messenger RNA. It is a transcript of the gene ppan, whose product is annotated as peter pan homolog. The transcript has 13 exons. Gene Ontology annotation, molecular function: rRNA binding; G protein-coupled receptor activity. The coding region runs from base 259 to 2811 and encodes 850 amino acids. Gene Ontology annotation, cellular component: membrane; preribosome, large subunit precursor. NCBI's taxonomy places the organism in Eukaryota, Metazoa, Chordata, Actinopteri, Perciformes, Serranidae. Gene Ontology annotation, biological process: rRNA processing; G protein-coupled receptor signaling pathway; ribosomal large subunit assembly. The record is from RefSeq and is a predicted model, not a curated record.
ACCCGGAUCUCUUCUGCUAGGAACUAUUUCCAGAGGCAUGUGAGCAACCCGGAUAUAGUAGUUUGUGACACACCGCUGUAGAACCAUGUGGAAGGCGUCGCGUUGACUGCGUAUUCGAAACUUCGUUUACUUUAACUGUUGUACAUUAAGUUUUACGGUCAUAAUGAACGUAUUUUUUCGUAUAAGCAUAUGUAUGGUCGAGCAACAAUCUAUGUAGCUUUGUUAACUAAAUUUACCAGCUCUACAUCUCGUUGAAUUAUGGGGAAAUCAAAGACCAAGAACCAGAAGAAAUCCCGUGUCACUGCCAACCAUGUGGCCGAGGAGACGUACGGAGCUAUCCCCCACUCCUUCGUGUUUCAACGGGGUCAGAUUGGAAAAAACGUGGGUCAGCUUAUCCUCGACAUGCGGAGAGUGAUGGAGCCUUAUACUGCAGAAUCUCUGAAGGUCAGGAAAAAGAACGUCCUGAAAGACUUUGUGGCAAUCGCAGGACCACUGGGAGUGACGCACUUUAUGAUCUUCAGCAAGACUCCCAGCUCUAUCAACAUGAGACUUGCUCGACUUCCCAAAGGCCCCAUGCUUCAUUUCAGGGUGCUAAAGUAUUCUCUUGUCAAAGAUGUGGUUUCAUCUCUGAAGAAGCACAGGAUGCAUGAGCAGCAAUUUACACAUCAUCCUCUACUCAUCCUCAACAACUUUGGUUCCGAUGGCAUGCACGUCAAACUCAUGGCCACCAUGUUCCAGCACAUGUUUCCUUCCAUUAAUGUGCACAAGGUAAGCCUCAACAAUAUCAAGAGGUGUGUGCUGCUGAAUUACAACCCCACGACAGAGGAAAUUGAAUUUCGACAUUACAGCCUGAAGGUCGUCCCGGUGGGAAUGAGCCGUGGAGUCAAGAAGCUGAUGCAGGAGAAGUUCCCCAACAUGAGCAAGUUUGAGGAUAUCAGUGAGCUCAUGAUUAAGGGGGCGAACCUUUCAGAAAGUGAAGCAGAGCAAGAUGGAGAGGACAACAUUACUGAACUACCACAGGUCUACUCUGGCCGAGGCAACAUGGCGUCCCAGCAAAGUGCUGUCCGUUUGACCGAGAUUGGCCCUCGCAUGACUCUGCAGCUGAUGAAGAUACAAGAAGGCAUGGGAGAGGGGAAUGUCCUUUAUCACACAAUGAUCUCCAAGACAGAGGAGGAAAUACAGGAGAUCCUGAACAGGAAGGAGGCGCAGCUAAAAGAGAAGGAGGGUCGCCGGAAAAAGCAGGAGCAGAAUGUCGCUCAGAAAAAAGAGAAACGAGAGGAGAACAAGAAAAAGAGUCUGGAAGGCAUUAAGAAGAAACGCGCUGAAGCAGAGUCUGAAGAGGACAGCGAAGUGGAGGAUCCUGGGAUGCAGGAGGAUCGGCCAGCUGCUGUUGAGUCUGAUGACGAGGUUGAGUACUACAGACAGGCUGUAGGAGAGGAGCCCGAUGAAGACAUGUUUCCCAGUACCAAGAGGAGGCACGGCUCAGAGAGGGAGAGGUCUCAUGGACCUGCCAAGAAGAGGAAGCUGUCCACUGGUAAACCAUUCAGAAAAGACAGAGACUCUAAAUCACCCAAAAGAAACGGCCCAGGAGGACAGCACAGAGACAACAAAGGAAAAGGCUGGAAGAAAUCUGGGGAUGGGGAGAAACCAUUUGGAAGAAAAAUGAAGCCUGGAGGAAAGGCGUUCGGAGUGAAGAAUAGGGGCGAUGGGGAGAAGAAAUUUGGUGGGAAGAAGAAAUUUGAAGGGAACAAAACAUUCGGGGGAAAGCAAAAUAAGGACAAAUCUUUCAAAUCUAAAGGUCCGAAAGGCAAGCCGGCCUUUAGGAGCAAAGGCACAGGAGCAAAGAAAGGCUUUAAACAGAGGAAGGGAAAAGAACCUUCAGCUGAAAGCAAGAUGAAUUUCACCUGUGUUGAGUUUCAAGUCGCCCUGCUGCCCACAAUGUAUGGAAUUGAGUUCAUCGUGGCACUGGCAGGGAAUCUGUUUGCCCUGUGGCUGCUGGUGGUCAGAGAGAGAAGAAACUGGCACACUGGGGUCGUCCUGUCUUGUAACUUGGCCAUCAGUGACCUGCUGUAUGUCCUCACCCUGCCUUUGCUGAUUGUCUACUACUCACGGGAUAAACACUGGUCGUUUAGUGAACCUGUGUGUAAAAUCGAAAGGUUUCUUUUCACCUGCAACCUGUAUGUGAGCAUCUUCUUUAUCAUGGCGAUAAGCGUGAACAGAUGUGUGGCCAUUGCAUACCCCUUCUUCACCCGUUCCUACGUAAAGCCUGCCCACGCCAAAGUCGUCAGUGUCAUCAUCUGGAUCAUUGUUGGAGUCAUUUCCUGCCCUGUGUUGAAAUAUGCUUCAGUUUGCCCAAAGGGCAACAAAAAGGAGUGUGUGUCCCUCUGUGACAAGACGUAUGAGAGUCCUCACUUCACUUACAAAAUAUUUCUUGCUGUGUUUGGGUGUCUUGUUCCCUUUCUGGUGACUUUCACUUCAUACUGCAUUGUGAUUUCAGUGGUGUGGAAAAAUACCAAUAUAACCACAUUGGAGAAACGCAAGGUAGCUCUGUUGGUCAUGGCAGUGCUCGUGCUGUAUGCCAUUUCCUUUGUGCCGUUCCACAUCUUCCAGAUUUAUCACUUGUAUGAGAAAAUUCAUUAUCCAGACAACCGAAACUGUUGGAUCUACGACAUGUACCAGGUGUCCAAGGGACUAGCAACGUUGAACAUGUGUAUCCAUCCAAUCCUUUACAUGGCUUUGUUUGACAGUAUCAGAGUGGCUUGUUGUGGCAAGAACAAAGAGGACAACAACAGGGUCGUGAUGAGGAAGUAGAACUGCUGCUAUUUUUAUGCUGUAAAAGCUUAAGCUAAUUUUGAUUCUACCCAGAAGAAGCUCUUUUUUUAUUCUUGUCUUGUUUUUGUUGCUAGGGCUACCAUAAGACUGUUUAGUUGUUAGUCUAAAGCCACUGAUCAUUUUGCCUCAUUGCAGAAUCAUAUAACUGUAAAGAUUUUAUCUAUAAUGACACACCCAACAUGACACAAAAAUAAAACUGACAAAUCGGUU